Glycine soja is the source of this 1555-nucleotide messenger RNA. RefSeq names its product pectin acetylesterase 3-like. Gene Ontology annotation, molecular function: pectin acetylesterase activity. The transcript is spliced from 12 exons. The record is from RefSeq and is a predicted model, not a curated record. Gene Ontology annotation, biological process: cell wall organization. Gene Ontology annotation, cellular component: plant-type cell wall. NCBI's taxonomy places the organism in Eukaryota, Viridiplantae, Streptophyta, Magnoliopsida, Fabales, Fabaceae. Bases 124 to 1383 code for a protein of 419 amino acids.
CUCCACAUGAGAAGAGAAACGACCAACGGUUCUUAUUUAAAGCAAAUAAUAAAUACUGAAAGACAAGACAAGAGAUAAAUAAUAACUAGUUGUAGCUGCUGGGGAGAGUGGAACAUAAUAAACAUGACAAUGAAGCUGCUGCUUUUGGUAGCCGUUGUUGAAGUUGCAUGCUUAGUUUCUGGGAUCUUGUCCUUUGGAUCUGAGACACUCUCUGAGCUUUCUUUCUUAGAAAACGAUGUCGUCUCAACAGCAAGACCUUCCUCUUCAUCUCAACCUCUUAUGGUCGACCUCACUCUCAUUCAAGGAGCUGAUUCUAAAGGAGCUGUCUGUUUGGAUGGAACGGUGCCUGGAUACCAUUUGGAUCGUGGAUUUGGAUCUGGUGCAGAUAGUUGGCUAAUUCAUUUGGAGGGAGGAGGAUGGUGUAAUACCAUCAGAAACUGUGUCUAUAGAAAAAAUACUCGUCGUGGAUCCUCGAAACACAUGGAAAAUCAAAUACCAUUCACGGGAAUAUUGAGCAACAAACCUGAAGAAAACCCUGAUUUCUUUAACUGGAAUAGAGUUAAAUUACGGUACUGUGAUGGGGCGUCUUUCAGUGGAGAUAGUGAAGAUGAGUCUGCACAGCUUCAAUUUCGAGGACAAAAAAUAUGGCUAGCUGCAAUGGAGGAAUUAAUGUCCAAAGGAAUGCAGAAAGCCGAUCAGGCACUUCUCUCUGGAUGCUCUGCGGGUGGUCUGGCAUCGAUAAUACACUGUGAUGAGUUCCGGAGCUUGUUUCCAAAAUCUUCCAAAGUCAAAUGUUUGAGUGAUGGAGGUUUUUUUCUUGACGUAAUGGAUGUAUCUGGGGGACGCACACUGAGGACUCUUUUUGGAGGUGUGGUUCAGUUGCAGGAGUUACAAAAAAAUCUGCCAAAAAGUUGUCUUGACCAACUAGACCCAACUUCGUGCUUCUUUCCUCAGAAUAUGAUCGAACAUGUUGAGACCCCAUUGUUUCUACUCAACGCUGCUUAUGAUGUGUGGCAGGUCCAAGCUAGUUUAGCCCCACCUUCAGCUGACCGCCUUGGCUCUUGGAAUGAAUGCAAAUCGAACCAUGCAAAUUGUAGCUCAUCUCAAAUGCAGUUCCUCCAAGACUUCAGAAAUCAAAUGCUUAGUGACAUUAAAGACUUCUCGAGCUCAUCUCAAACUGGGCUAUUCAUAAAUUCUUGUUUUGCUCAUUGUCAGUCUGAGAGACAGGAGACAUGGUUUGCUGAUGACUCUCCCCUUAUCGAGGACAAGCCAAUUGCAGUUGCUAUUGGAGACUGGUAUUUUGAUCGAGAAGUUGUCAAAGCUAUUGACUGUGCUUACCCGUGUGACAACAGCUGCCAUAAUCUGGUGUUUAACUUUAAGUGAACAAAAUUUGUUGUCUCCUCGUUCCACUUUAAUCCUUGUAACUGCAAUGAAUAUUCCACAAUUAACAUUCAUUGAUUAUUAUGGAAAGACCAUUCUUAGUUUAUCAGCAUUUUCAUUAGUAGUCAUUUAUCUACUUUUGGUUAGAAUAUAAAAAAAUGGACAGUGAUUUUAA